CGGUGUGCCAACUGUCGAAUUGGACUGGCAACGAGCGAAGAAGGUACUUAAAAAGGGAAAAGACCAAAAAGCAAGCCCCGGUACCAUAACCUGCACAAAAUCACAAUCUCCGAUCUCCAAUCCCCAUCAAUAUUAUAUAUUUCCUUUGUUCCUAUUCUCCACCAGAAAUAAAAAAUACUAGAACCCCCACUAAAAGUCUAAAACCUCUAUAUGGUAAUAAUUACCCCAAGUACUGCUUCCCAAGAUUUCUAGAGGACUUCAGAUGUUUUGAACAAUCAUCCGAGUUCUUCAAAAUGGGUUCCUCUUGCAUCCUCUCUAUCUUGCUCUUAACUUCGUUCAUCAAACUGGGGUUUUCUGCUGAUUACACAAGUUUGGUAUACAAAGGAUGUGCCGACCAAAAAUUCCAAGACCCGACUGGGGAUUACUCAAAGUCCCUCGAGAAUCUGCUGGACACCCUGACCUCUCGAUCUUCCUCAACCAAGUUCUACAAAGCCACGAGCGGUCAGGGCCAAUCAGCCAUCAUUGGGCUGUUCCAAUGCAGAGGUGACCUCUCCAGUAAUGACUGCAACAAUUGCGUGAAGAAAACCCCGGACGUGUCCCGGAGAUUGUGUGGCAAUGCUAUUGCCGUCAGAGUUCAGCUGGGAGGCUGUUAUUUAAGGUACGAGGCGUCGGGGUUUAGGCAGGUGAACGCCACCGAGUUGCUGUUCAAGAUUUGUGGGUCGACUCAGGCGAGUGGGAGUGGGUUUCAGGAUAGAUUGGACGCGGCUUUGGGGGAGAUAGCCAAGGGUAUGGGGAGUAGUGGGAAUGGGUUUUACACGGGUGGGUACCAGUCGGUGUAUGUGUUGGGCCAGUGUGAAGGUGAUUUAGCAAGUGGGGACUGUGCGGACUGCGUGAAAGCCGCCAGCCAGAGGGCUAAAAGUGAAUGCCCCGCCUCUAUUUCAGCUCAGAUUUAUCUUCAACAGUGCUAUAUUAGCUAUACUUACUAUCCCAAUGGGGUCCCCCCCAGAUCACUGUCAUCGUCGGGAUCAGGAGGAACAGGGCCAAACACGCAGAAGACGGUGGCUAUUGUGUUGGGAGGGAUUGUGGGGGUUGGCUUGGUAAUUGCAGUUCUCUCAGUUAUGAGAUCAGGACUGAAAAAAAAGGGUCGGCCCAAGGAUACAGGAGGUUAUUAAGAAGGAAAAAAUAUUGGCAGAAAGAGAGGUGUAAACUGUAAGUCUUCAAAAUCAAGAGAGAGAGAGAGAGAGUGUGUAUAUUCACAGGGGAAUCCUAAAGAGAAAGCACCAGGCAAAGGGUGGCAGUGGAACCGAGCCUUUCAGAGUUUUCUUCUCAUCCAAGUUGUCGCGUCUUUUCUUCUUUUCUGUUUUGCUCACAAAAGCUGGACAGCUGUCUCUAUAUCAUACUUGCUGCAUAGAGAAACUAAUCAAGGAUAGUUGUGUGUUAGGCAUCGGUUGUAGUUUGAUUGGCAAUCGUCCUCCUGGCAGCAGCUGUAUAUUGAUUCGAACAUGUGAAUUGGUAGUCCCUUUAGGAUUUGAAGUGCUUGACUGGGUUCUCCACUUCACACUCUGAAAAGCAAAUGAUUUUCAUCUCUUUUGAAGAUCAAAUACUAUAUCAGAUACUUGUGAGAUC
Molecule: messenger RNA, 1626 nt
Organism: Coffea eugenioides
Lineage: Eukaryota; Viridiplantae; Streptophyta; Magnoliopsida; Gentianales; Rubiaceae
Product: cysteine-rich repeat secretory protein 11
Exons: 3
Coding region: 294-1172 (292 amino acids)
Biological process (GO): transport of virus in multicellular host; plasmodesmata-mediated intercellular transport
Cellular component (GO): plasmodesma
Source: RefSeq, a predicted model, not a curated record